AUGAACCAUUCAGGUUCUUCGGCUCCCUCGUUUACCAACUCAUCGGCAUCUUCCUCAUCGGGCCAUUCAAGCCUGCCAGGAAUUCCAUCAACAAGAGUCAGACAAUUCCGUAACGAACCAAUUAUUUCAAAUACAAGAGAAUCCUUCUCGAGCUGCACCAAGAAGCGAAUUUUAAAACAUGUGGCAGAUAAUCAAGAUAAUAUAAAUAAUUAUUUGGUGAGAGAGCACAAACUUGCGAAUGGAAAAAUUGAUCUCGAUCCUAAAAAGAGAUUUAUAUUCAACGCAGAGUUUCAUGUUUGCCUCCAUCACAAUAACAACAUUCGAGUGGCAAGAGCUGAAAAAUGCUCGACCGAAGUUCUUGGGGAAGAAGGAAGUAAAUAUGUAUUUACCAAUGCGAAUGAUGCUGCCCAAUUUUAUCAGGACAGCAUGAUGGAACGACGACUCAGAAAGGAAGAGAAAUUAAAAGAGUUCAAUAUUAAGGUCAAACAAAGAAUUCAGGAGAGAAAGAAUGAAACCAUUCUGGCCAAACAAAUCGAAGUUGAAAAAUUACAGAAAGAAAAGAUUCGAAAAAAGGAACUUCGAAAAAAGAUGGGCGAGUAUGGAAAGCAAGUGAAUGAUGUAAAUAUGAAAUACUCGCCUCAAGUUUCGGAAGAGAGUCACUCCUUAACAUCCUUGUCAUCAUCCUCAAAAACAACCACUCCAAGAUCGUGUACUCCUAGAAGUAAUACACCGAGAGGUAUGAACACACCGAGAGGAAACAAUACACCAAGAGGAAUGAACACUCCAAGACCUGAUCCUUCUAAAACCAUGGAUGAUACUGAGGAAGAUGUCGCUCAUGAUGAUGAUAUGCUUCAUAAUAGAUCAAGUAGUUCAUCAUGUCCAUCUCCACAUGAGAGUGACACAACCACCUCCUCUGAAGAAGUGGAUGAAUGCAGUGUGGAUGAGGUGUCUCAUGAAAAAACUGUGAAUGAUUUUGUAAACUUUGCAAGAUAUAAUUUGGCAAACUUGGCCACAUCAAAAUCUCAAGAAAUGUAUGGAAAAUAUGAACGAGCCAUUAGCAAAGAUGAAAAUAUGAUUGUCAUUCAAGCUCCUUCUUUCACUGUGUACCUAGAUGAGCCAACUCAACAACCUCAAUCCUCGUUACUGAAUAAGCCAAAUUAUAUUCCUCUCAAUGCAAGUUCACACUCUGAGGAAGAUAAUGAAAUUUCUUCCAUUCCUGAAACAGGUCCGGCUAAUUCCGUAGUUCUUUCCAAUCCAAGAACGACCACUACUAAAGAACAAAAGAAGAAAGAAUACAGAGAGGAAAAACGAUAUCUCAAACAGCUUAACAAGCAGUUUUUGGAAACUAUUAAGAAUAUGAAUAUUCAACUUCCAAUGCUUUGUAAUUGUGACAUUGACGUUCUAGAUGUUUGUGCUCAACACUCCAACAAUUGUUAUUACUUCCAAAAUAGAAAUGAUUAUGCUAGAGAUUUGUCUUCACUAUUCCAUUCAUACAAAAUUUAA
Messenger RNA from Naegleria lovaniensis, 1503 nucleotides. RefSeq lists its product as uncharacterized. The transcript has a single exon. Bases 1 to 1503 code for a protein of 500 amino acids. The record is from RefSeq and is a predicted model, not a curated record. NCBI's taxonomy places the organism in Eukaryota, Heterolobosea, Eutetramitea, Acrasida, Naegleriidae.